Messenger RNA from Oncorhynchus keta (chum salmon), 3716 nucleotides. RefSeq names its product phosphatidylinositol glycan anchor biosynthesis, class W (gene pigw). The record is from RefSeq and is a predicted model, not a curated record. The transcript is spliced from 2 exons. Gene Ontology annotation, biological process: GPI anchor biosynthetic process; protein localization to plasma membrane. Gene Ontology annotation, molecular function: glucosaminyl-phosphatidylinositol O-acyltransferase activity. The coding region runs from base 164 to 1660 and encodes 498 amino acids. Gene Ontology annotation, cellular component: membrane; endoplasmic reticulum. NCBI's taxonomy places the organism in Eukaryota, Metazoa, Chordata, Actinopteri, Salmoniformes, Salmonidae.
AACACAGAAACGCCCAGCUGCAGAACGCGGAAGUAAGAAUUCACCAGGUUGUGGUAGCUUUUUUAAUACGUUCAUCGAGGAUGUGGGCUACAUUUUAUAUCCGAUUAAUCUAGGACGAUUCGUCUAUUAUAAACGGAGAUUUGUUUUGAACCAAAGUGCGGAAAUGUCAAGUCAGAAGGAAUUGAAGGAGGCGUUCGUCAGUAAUCUGAAUGGGACCAGCCUUGGGGAAGUUGCCCUGGGCUCCUUUCUGGCCCCACUGUGCCUGAUCAGCAGAGGACUGUUUCUGAUUCUAUACCAUCUGGGUAGGGGGGUGCUCCCCCUCCCCUGGAUCGCCCACCUCGUCCUGGACUUCUCCAUGAUCAUACUGCCCCUGGUCUUAUCAUGUACCGUUCUGAGUGACAUCCUUCACCUAGUCAUCCUGGGCCUGACUGUUGUGUCUGGGGCUGUGCUAUGCUAUAUCUACCGUACCAAAAGGCCAACCAGGCCCAGCGCAACGUCUAAGGACACUGCUGCCAAGAGCUUCUUCCAGAGCCAUGUUCAGUGCGACCAGGUGCCCUUUGUGACGAUCUUUCGAGUCCUGGUCAAUGUGAAAACGGCCAUUAGCAUUCUAGCUGUCGACUUCAGCGUGUUCCCAAGACGCUAUGCAAAAACAGAAACCUAUGGAACGGGGGUUAUGGACUUUGGUGUUGGAGCCUAUGUCCUCGCCAACGCCCUGGUCUGCCCAGAGGCACGGAGGAAGGAAGUCUCAGGAUCCAAGUUAAGCCAAGUGGUUAAACAGCUCGUGUCUGUCUGGCCCCUGGUCAUUCUAGGCUUGGCCAGGCUGGUGAGUGUGAAAAUGGCUGGUUACCACGAGCACGUGUCUGAGUACGGCGUGCACUGGAAUUUCUUCUUCACCCUAGCCAUAGUCCGAGUGGCGGCCUCUGUGCUAUUGGCUCUGUUCCCUGUCAACGGGUCAUGGCUCCUGGCCCUUCUGAUUGGAGGACUUUACCAAGUGACCCUGGAGAUGUCUGGACUGAAGUAUUCCAUCAUCCAAAACAAUGACAGGACGGGAGGCUUUCUGCAAGCCAACAUGGAGGGGGUUUCAUCUGUUGUGGGCUACAUAGCCAUCUAUAUGGCAGGGGUCCAGAUUGGACUGUAUGUAAUGCGACCAAGGACACAGGUCAAAGAGUGGAUCAGAGUGAUUUGCAAUCUCUUAUUGGGAAGUGCUGUGUUGUAUACUGGCUUGAUCCUGUGUCAGGCCUCUGUUGAGCCAGUGUCUCGCAGGAUGGCCAAUCUACCGUUCUGCCUCUGGACCAUUGCCCAGUCCAUGUUUUUCUUGUCCUGUUUAGCAACUGCUGAUGUUAUUUUGUUUUUUAUGAAAACGGUAUCAGGUUGCGUAUUGGUGUCGUCGUCCUGGUAUCCUUGUAGAAAGGAAGCUUCUGUAUCUGAGGAGAAAAUGGAGAAGAAAGUUCAGGGACUUUGUCUCAUUCAAGCUGUCAACCGUAAUCAAUUGUUGUUUUUCAUGCUUGCCAAUUUACUGACUGGAAUCACGAAUGUGCUAGUAGAUACAUUCAAUAGUAGUGAUUACAUUUCUGUGUGUGUUUUGCUGUCAUACAUGUUCAUAAAUAGUUUUGCAAUAUAUAUUUUACAUCUCAUGAAAAUCACAGUAAAAUUCUGGUAAGCACAGUGCCAUUCUCUUUACAAUGCCUGCAUGUUCUUCUUAUUUUAAUUAAGUCGUAGACUUAUUACAAUAAACUGUACUGUUUUGUUACAUCGUUUUCCAUAUUAUAGUUGGUGUUAAAGGUCCCGAACAGUCAUUCUGAUUUCCAUGUAAAAUAUCCUUUUGAGUAACUAAAAUAUCACCCAUAAUUUAAUAAAAAAAAUGUCUCUCAUGGCUAACUACCAGGAAGUUAGAAAAUACAGGCUGAGUGGGCAGGGAUCUUAUAUUCAUGAGCUCCCCUUGACAGACAGCUCUUUGAAACGCCUACAUCAAGCAACGUCGACACAGUGUUGCAGUUAAAAUCAUCUCAAGCUAAUUUUGGUGAAACACAAAACAACUCAAAACAUCACUAACCACUUUUUCAUCCAGUUUUAAUGUGGGUAAAGUCAUACCGUAUUAAAAGAAAAUCAUGACAGCUGUGAUGAAAACGGGUAGUUUCAGGACAAUCUUUGUAAAUGCCGAGAGAAUUUGUUUGUUUCGACGUGCUGGGAUCUUUUUGUGUCUGUAAAAUUAAUUAUGUGAGAAAUGGUGUUGGAAAUGCCUUUAUGUGCAAAAAUAUCAAAGUUAACUUGGGAGUCACUCGAUGAUAUGUGGUGUGGUACGCCCACUAUGAUCCCUUGGAACCGUGCAGUGUAUUAGGCUACAGAUUAAAUCAAUGAUGAUGAACUUCACAGGGUGGUGAAAGUGCACGGUGAUGAGUUUAUGCACGAAAUAAGUAUUUGGAUUUACUUCGUUCAAUUUUGGACAGUAGCUACACGUAAUGAAAACAGGUUAUUUUUACUUUAAAUUAUUAUCACAGAUAAACUUAAUUUACUUGUGUUGUUCAAACACUAUUGAAUUGAGAAAUAAUAAAUGUGUCAGAUUCACCAAAUGUAUUUAAGUAUUUUGUGUUUCUAACACAACUGGGUCAGAAAGUAUGCAGUUUAUUAGACUACAGAUGAAAUAAGUUAUUAACUUCACAGGGUGGUGAAUGUGCCCGGUGAUGGACUUGAUGUUCCUUUCCAAUAAAUAUCGAGGGUCUUAUUCUGGUGACAUGAUGAUCGAUGCUUGGCUGCUGUUUAACAAAUACUCUUUUUUAAUCCCAUCAUGUAGACUAUACCCACAUUGUAUCUGCCAGCUGUUGGCUGGAGCGCACAUGCCAAGACCAGAGGGCACAAUCCCUAAUAUAACGCUAAAUGUUUUGUGAGAAAACCUUCAGUAGAGUUGAAAAUGUGAUAGAAACCCAUUUAGCUUGUAUUUUUUAUUUGGUACGUGGGAAUUGAACAGCAAAAGUAAUGUUGAUGUGCACUACGUCAUCACACACAGUCAAGUACAUUUGAUGGAAAAUACAUCUCUGGUGGGGAAAUGCACAUAUUGUUUUUUAAUGCAGAUUUUAGAAUAUUAGCAUGAAAAUCGGUCGCCAUUUGGAUGAAAACCUAGCUACUACUGAUGUCAAUUUGUUUUAUGCUUCUCCCGUUUGGCAUGUCUGUUGCUAUAUGGUUUACAGCAGCACUGACGGGUGUAUUGACAUGACAACUGUGUCAGAGUUUUGACAGUAAUUAGCUAAUACCUUACACAGAUGAAGACCUAGCUAGCCAGUAACAAGCUAACCACCGGUAUCUUCGCCAUAGACGAACAGUAUAAACCACGCCCCUCGGCAAAACACGCCUUCUCCGAUGUUGGUCACAAGGCGGGUCCUUAUUUAAGAGAAUAUCAUGUUACCAUUGGUGUAUUAAAAUGAGAAUUCGGGUGCUGUCAACCUAUCCCCUUUAAUAACCCCGCCUCCUGAAUCCAAGCAUUUGAUAUGGGGAGGGGACCAGUAGCUUUAUGAUCCAACUUUAUCAAUGUAGAAUCAACAGUAAUUUUUCAUAAUUUGGUCAUCAAUAGUUUGGUCUGGUUUCAUCCAAAUAUCAUCACAUUUCGUGAAAAACAUGAUUUUGACUGUUCAUGACCUUUAAAGCAAAAGUUGCCAUUGUAAAUAUUAUGCAAAUAUGUUGUACAAAUAUGAUCUCUUGAUAAUAAACUGCUUUGAAAUGUU